GACUGGCAGGGGCGGUGGGACCGAGUGGAGUGGCGAGGCAUGGCGGGCGGGGCCGGAGAGGUGCUUACGCUGCAGUUGGGACAUUUUGCGGGUUUCGUGGGAGCGCACUGGUGGAACCAGCAGGAUGCUGCGCUGGGCCGAGCAACCAGCGCCAAGGAGUCCCUGGGAGAACUGUGCCCUGACGUCCUGUACCGGACGGGCCAGACGCUGCAUGGCCAGGAAACGUACACGCCGCGACUCAUCCUCAUGGAUCUGAAGGGCAGUCUGAACUCCCUAAAAGAGGAAGGUGGACUCUACUGGGACAAACAGCUAGACGCAGCAGUAGCUUGGCAUGGGAAGCUUACCACACACAAAGAGGAAGUCUAUCCCCAAAACCCUCAUCUCCAGGACCUUCUGAGUGCGGAGGGAGUGCGGAGUAGUGAUGGUUUCUGGAGGGUCAAAUCCAUCCCUAAUGGCAAAGGUCCCCCACCAGUCACCACUGCUGCAAUUCCAAAACCACUAGAGAGCAGUGUCAGAGUCUGGUCAGACUUCCUCAGAGUCCAUCUCCAUCCCCGGAGCAUCUGUAUGAUUCAGAAGUACAACCAUGAUGGGGAAACAGGUCGGCUGGAGGCUUUUGGCCAAGGGGAGAGUGUCCUGAAGGAACCCAGGUAUCUGGAAGAGCUGGAGGACAGACUGCACUUCUACGUAGAGGAAUGUGACUACUUGCAGGGCUUCCAGAUCCUGUGUGACCUGCAUGAUGGUUUCUCUGGGGUAGGUGCCAAGGCUGCAGAGUUGCUACAAGACGAGUAUUCAGGGCGGGGAAUAAUAACCUGGGGCCUGAUCCCUGGUUCCUGCAGUCUUGGGGAGCCUCAGAAAAACAUCUAUCGCCUGUUGAACACAGCAUUCGGACUGGUGCACCUGACUGCUUACAGCUCUUUCGUCUGCCCCUUAUCCUUGGGUGGGAGCCUGGGCCUGCGACCCCAGCCACCUGUCAACUUCCCUCACCUGCAUUAUGAUGCCACUCUGCCCUUCCACUGUAGUGCCAUCCUGGCCACAGCACUGGACACAGUCACUGUUCCUUAUCGACUCCGUUCAUCUCCAGUUUCCAUGGUCCACCUGGCUAAUAUGCUGACCUUCUCUGGGAAAAAGGUGGUGACAGCAGGAGCAGUCAUCCCCUUUCCCUUGGUUCCAGGCCAGUCCCUCCCUGAUGCCUUGGUGCAGCUCGGAGGAGCCACCCCAUGGACCCCACUGUCUGCAUGUGGGAACCCCUCGGGAACACGCUGCUUUGCUCAGUCAGUGGUACUGAGAGGUAUAGACAGAGCGUGCCAUACCAGUCAGCUCACCCCAGGGACACCUCUGCCUUCUCCUCUCCAUGCGUGUACCACUGGAGAAGAAGUCUUGGCUCAAUAUUUACAUCAGCAGCAGCCUAGAGUCACAAGUUCUUCCCAUCUGCUGCUGACUCCCUGCAGGGUGGCUCCUCCUUACCCCUACCUCUUCUCAAGCCUCAGCCAGCAGGGUAUGGUUCUGGAUGGUCCCCCCAGGGGCACAGCAGUGCACAGCAUCCCAGUGUUUGGGGCUCUGUGCUCCUCUUCGUCCUUGCACCAGACCCUGGGAGGCUUGGCCACAGAGCUCACCAAACUGGACCUGCGACGCUGGGCCAGCUUCUUGGAUGCUGGGGUGGAACAGGAUGAGAUGGAGGAGUUGCUGCAGGAGCUCCACAGUCUGGCCCAGUGCUACCAGGAUGGCGGUGGCCUCAUGGACUAGAGUUCCCGGGCAGGGUGGGGGGAGGGCCAGAGCUAGUUGGCAAUAAAAGCUGCUGAAUUUAAGAGCCCAGUGUCCUCAGGCAGAGGAGCUUAGUGUCUUGGGACUGGCAACACGACACAGGCAUUUAUUACACUUGGAAACACUGUGAGUAGAUCACAGAACAAUAAAUAUGUACCAUCA
Messenger RNA from Marmota flaviventris (yellow-bellied marmot), 1923 nucleotides. RefSeq names its product misato mitochondrial distribution and morphology regulator 1 (gene Msto1). Gene Ontology annotation, biological process: mitochondrion organization. The record is from RefSeq and is a predicted model, not a curated record. NCBI's taxonomy places the organism in Eukaryota, Metazoa, Chordata, Mammalia, Rodentia, Sciuridae. Gene Ontology annotation, cellular component: cytoplasm; mitochondrion.